Messenger RNA from Branchiostoma belcheri (Belcher's lancelet), 642 nucleotides. RefSeq names its product probable D-tyrosyl-tRNA(Tyr) deacylase 2. Gene Ontology annotation, cellular component: cytoplasm. NCBI's taxonomy places the organism in Eukaryota, Metazoa, Chordata, Leptocardii, Amphioxiformes, Branchiostomatidae. Gene Ontology annotation, biological process: tRNA metabolic process. The record is from RefSeq and is a predicted model, not a curated record. The transcript has 4 exons. Gene Ontology annotation, molecular function: D-tyrosyl-tRNA(Tyr) deacylase activity. The coding region runs from base 96 to 605 and encodes 169 amino acids.
UCCGGGUCUGAUGCAACCAACAGCAUACUAGGCCACUAGUACUUGCCGCGUUGUUGAUUGCAAUGCAGUGACUGACAAGAAUGUUGUGAGAAAUCAUGGCCAAUGCUGACACAGUCCCAAAGGCCAGAGUCGUGGUACAACAGUGCCUGAGUGCCAGGCUUCAAGUCAAGCCACCAUCAGACGAAAAUGAAGCUGAAUAUGUCGAGGUUGGGCGUGGCAUCAUCAUCUACCUAUGUUUCCUUAAAGGAGCAACAGAAGAUCUUGUAGAGAAGAUGGUACGAGCCAUCCUGGCAGUCAGAUUGAGCGAAUCUGAGCCGAAUGGGAAGCUAGUUUCAGUACUGGAUCUGCCAGGUGAUGUUCUGAUUGUACCACAGGCAACACUUGGUGGUAAAACCAAAGGAAAAGCCAUGCAGUACCAUUCCAACAUUGCUAAGACUGAGGGCCAGGAUCUGUAUACCAAAUUCUGUACAAUGUGUGAGGAGACAUUUGAGACAAGCCCAAAGACAAAAGAAGCAAAUAAGUCAGUUAAACAUGGUACAUAUGGAAACAGACAAGUGCUGAGUGUGGUAACUAAUGGGCCGUACACACACGUACUGGACUUUUAAAAUGUGGUAGAUAUACUUUAGGUACAGAGCAAUGGAC